Molecule: messenger RNA, 1455 nt
Organism: Amphimedon queenslandica
Lineage: Eukaryota; Metazoa; Porifera; Demospongiae; Haplosclerida; Niphatidae
Product: ankyrin-1-like
Exons: 1
Molecular function (GO): protein binding
Source: RefSeq, a predicted model, not a curated record
AGUCAUAAAAGUCUGUCAUUAAUAAAGCACUUACUAGAUCUUGGAGCUGAUCCCAACAAAGAACUUUAUCAGGAGUUAAAUGCAUUGUUGGUCGCCACUAGAUUAAAUAAUACAGAAGUCAUGUCACUCUUAGUAGAGUAUGGUGCUGAUGUACACAAGUUCAUUGGGCCUAUAGGCAAAUCGGCAAUACAUCUUGCUGCUGCUGCUGGUUAUGCUGAAGCUGUUGAGUUCUUACUCAGAAAAGGUGUGUCUCCUGACCAUCGAUUGCCCAGCAUCAAUGGUACACCAUUGAUGUUAGCUUCUUUUCAUGAGAAAAAAGAUAUCAUUUUACUUUUACUUAAAAAUGGAGCAAAUCUUGAUAUUCAAAAUAGGAAUGGCGUUAGUGCACUAAUGGGAGCCUGUUAUCAUGGGUGUUACUCAAUGGCUAAGCUACUACUUGAAAAAGGAGCCAAUCCUAACUUACAAACAAGAGAUGGGCAUACAGCUUUAGCAUCAUCUUGCAGUAAAAACCAGAAAGAAAUAGUCAAAUUAUUGCUUGACUUUAAUGCCGAUCCCAAUAUUCCACUAUUUGAUGGAUACACACCACUCAUGUUAGCCUGUCGAGAUGAAAAUUACAAGAUAGUAAAGCUGUUACUUCAAGCAGGAGUGUCCGUUGACACACAAAGUAAUGAUAGUUCUGUAUUUGGUAGAAUAACAGCAUUACAUAUAGCAACCAUCUUAAAUAAUAAUCAACUGGUGAGACUCUUACUUAAUGCAAAUGCUGAUGUUAACAUUCAAGAUGCUAAAGGCAUUACACCAAUUGCUUAUGCCUGUCAACAAAGAAAUAAAGAAAUGGUGGAACAUUGUCUCAAGAAUAAAGCAAACCCAAAUAUUUGUGAUGAAAAUGGAAAGUUUCCAUUAAAUAUUGCUGUUGCAAGGAAUGAGAUUGAAAUUACAGCAGCAUUACUAAAUACAGGAGCUGAUCCUAACAUUGGUAUUGGUAACGAAUCAGAAGUAACACUUUUGCACUGGGCAUGUGUCCAUAGUAACAACGACAUAGUCCAUUUACUUCUCAAAGCUAAUGCUAAUCCUAAUGCUGUCACUACUGAAGGUCAUACUCCAUUGAAUACUGCUGCUUCAAUGGGUCAUAUCAGAGUCGUUGAGAUGUUACUAUCAGAAGGAGCUGAUAUUGAAUUUGAAGAUACUCGUGGCUGGACACCAAUAUUCUAUGCUGCUGCAGGAGGUGAAUUGGAUAUGAUCAGCUUUUUACUGAAACAUGGAGCCAAAAUCAAGAAAGAUAAAUUUGGUGGGACCAUCGAAAGUGUAGCAGCAAAAGUAGGAGGAGUUGAAAUCAAAGGUCUACUCCAAGAGGCAACCAAAGCACAAACAGAAAAGAAAGACGAGGCAACAGUUAGCAAGGAAGAGAAAAGGAAAGAUGGACCGAAGAAAGUAACAAGUACUACUCUUAUUACACCA